This is a messenger RNA of Candoia aspera, 4144 nucleotides long. RefSeq names its product zinc finger protein 154-like. The transcript has 8 exons. The record is from RefSeq and is a predicted model, not a curated record. Gene Ontology annotation, biological process: regulation of DNA-templated transcription. The coding region runs from base 1 to 1653 and encodes 550 amino acids. Lineage: Eukaryota; Metazoa; Chordata; Lepidosauria; Squamata; Candoiidae.
AUGGCAAGGAAGAAGGUUCAGGCUGGACAUCAGGAGAAAUUUCCUGACCCUGCCAUCCAGCAGAACAGGCUGCCACGUGAAAUGAACCUCAGAAGAGCAGCCAAGGGGAAGAAUGGGGCAUUUUCUAAGUGUAAGGGAGAUUUCUCAGAGCUGGAACGCAGGCUCAGCCGUUUUUCUAGACAGCGGAUUGAACUGAAAGAAGUGCUAUGUAUGUUUAAAGAAAUGCUGAAGCUGGAAAUGGAAGUCGAAGCAGAUGCAUAUUUCUUACCUGGAGGCCCAGAAAAGUCAGCAUGGUGUUCUCGCUUUCUCUGUUCCUGCAGAAGGACUGGAGGGGGGCUGGCCUUGUCCCAGCUGGCUCAGAAUCCUGUUUCCUUCGAGGAGGUCGCUGUCCGCUUCUCCGAGGGGGAAUGGUCUCUCUUGGACCCCAGCCAGAGAGUCUUGCACAGGGAAGUGAUGCAGCAGAAUUACGAAACCGUGACCUCUCUCGUUCUUUCCCUCACCAGUUUGGGUCCAAACUCUUGGGUGGAAGAAGAAGACGAGGCUGUUUUCAGUCUUCGCUCUCAAAGUUCUGAGAAAGGGGACAAUCACGAUGUCACUGUGACAGCAAUGGGUGGGCCAGAGAAGAACCAGGAGAAGGAGAAAGAUCUCCAGCCAGCAAAUUUUGAGGAAACAGUCUCUCAAGACACCUUGAGAAAAGAGGAAGGGUAUCGUCUUGAGAAGUACGCAACUUAUCAUCAGCGCAGAUCUGAAAGGCAGAGGAAAGCUGGGGAAAAGACCAAAGAAGGGAAAUCAAGUCUUUCUCCGGCCGACCGUCAAAAUAUUGGCAAAGUCCUUCUCCAACCGGGAAUCAGCAAAGGAGGGAAACAGAAGGUAUGUCCCAAAUGUGGCAAAGUAUUUAAUCAGAGAAUCCUCCUUCUGAAACAUAAGCGGAUGCACCAAAGGACCACUCCCUAUCAGUGUUCAGACUGCGGGAAGAUCUUCAGCCAGCGCUCCCACCUUAGCAAACACAAGAAUUCGCACACGAAAGAGAAGCGGUUCAGGUGCUCCGACUGUGGGAAAACUUUCCAUCGGAGCUCCCACCUCUCUUCGCAUCGACGGAUCCACACCGGGAUCAAGCCCUACACCUGUCCAGGUUGUGGGAAGCGUUUCUCCCGGGGGCCUGACCUUCGGAGGCACCAGAAAUCCCACACGGGAGAAAAAUUGCACAAGUGUUUGGACUGCGGGAAAAGUUUUGGCUUGCACUCGACCCUUAUCAAACACGAGAGGAUCCACACCGGAGAGAAGCCGUAUAAAUGCUCCAGCUGCAAAAAAAGUUUCUCUCAGAGGUCUCACCUCAUUGUGCACAAGAGGAUCCACACGAAGGACAGGCCCUUCAAGUGCAUGCUCUGCGGCACUGGCUUCAUCCAGAAGGCACACCUCGUCUCACACCAGCGGACCCACACGGGAGAAAAACCCUUUCGCUGCUGCAGCUGUGGCAGGAGCUUUAAGCGCAACGCCACCCGUGUGAAACACGAGAAGAGCCAUGAGAAAGGUCCAAAGGCUUCGCUGAUGGGGAGCCUCUCCCUCAGCCCUUCCCCGCUGUGUGGACGGGAAGGACCGCCAUGGAGGUCCAGCUGCAGAAAUGUUCAAAGAGUUGGCAAAGCUGCUGCUUAACCACCUAUUAGCAAAACCAGAAGUACGGCAGAUGUGACCCUGGAAUAUCUUGGACUGGAUUUCCCAGUUUAUUGUGGGAAACGAGAGGAAUGGUGGGAUGCUUCAGUUAUGUCUGGAAAAGCCAUGGUAGCGGAAGGGGGAGGGGGUUAACCCUUCUCUCCUGUGUCAUUUCCUGGAUUAAAAUGGAGUUUUUCUCACCCUGCCCCUCCCCAAACUGCUAAGAGAUGCUCACUGGAAAAAGUCCAGGAACGUGUAUCCCCCAUGCCUGCUGUUUUUCAUUGCAAAUCUCAUACCAGCUUUAUAGGAUUUAAAUCAGAGAAAUUACUUUGUGGAGAAUGGAUUAGUUGUCUCUGCUCCAAUCUGUUUUGGAGGUUCUCAGGUUGAUUUUACACAUAAAUUAAAACACUGGGAAAUCAGAUGAUUGGCUUCCUACUAGGAACAAAAGAGGUCUGUGAUGUUUCAGAUCCAUAGGUAAGCGACCAAGAACCUCUGAUGUUUCUGACUUCAUCUCCCACAGUUCUUUUCCACUGGCCAAUGAUCAUUCGAGGCAAUAGCAGGUGGGAGUCCCAAACAUCUGGGAGGCAUCAGGCAGAUGUGCUGAAUCCACAUCUGCCCCAAGCACAUCUCCAGAUUACCUGCAGCACUGGCUACUGAGGGUGCUCAGAUCCCAGAGGAACAUGGCGUUGUCUCCAUGGUUAAUUUUGUUAACACUUUUCCGCUGAAUAUGCUGGUGGAUUCUUCCUCUUUCUCAGUGUGCAAAUUUUGUUCUCACCACCUGAAAUUACAGCUAGAGGAAGUAAUGAAUUCCUUGCAGGGUUCUCAGAAUGACAACUGUUGCGUGUAAACACAGAGGAAAAUCAGUAUAGGAAACCGCCUUCCUGCAGUGCAGACCACUGUCAAUUUCAUACUGUACAUCAGGCUAAAUCAGGAUUGGGCAAUCUGCAAUUUUAGGGGUACGUGGGACCAGAUGUAUCUGUAGGAGGGUUGGGAGGGGGCAGACAAUGAAAACAGUAUCACACUGACACAAUGCAAGCUGUACCCCUUUUGUAUAUACGUUGUGAGAUGGGGCACACGUAUGAAAGGGGCAGGGCUUCUGUUCCACUAGUGCAGUGCUGCUAUCAAUGGUUUGAUGAUCCAACAGAUGGCCCUGCAUGGACCUCCUGAGUCUCCUGUGAUUGUGGCCCUUGGUCACCCCUACACUAAACCAUAAGGGGGGUUGAUUUGGCUUUGAAAUCAUUUCUUUCAGUUUGGCUUGGGGUGAUGUGGGAAUCCAGCCACUUUGACCUAGUUUAGGUUGUGUUCGGUGAAUAAGCCAUGAAUUGUGGCUUAUUUAAUAAACCAUGGUUCAGCCAUGUAUUAGCACGGUGUGUGAAUGUAUCAUAUCUGAUCAUCUCAUCCUAAUGUAAUAUAUUGCGGUAGAAAGCAGCACUCUGGUUUGGGGCUGAGUGGAUAGAAAUCUGUCUUCUGCCAAGCUUUUGGGGAGAAUGAAAAGCUUUACAGCUUUAUAGCUGUAUCAUUUCUGAAAAGAAUAUCAUACAUCUAUUCUGUGGCUAGAUUUUUCAAGUCGACCAGUUUUUAUAGAAGAACGAAUGUUUAGACCUUUAGAAAUUGCAAUAACUUUAUUCUAGGGGCCUUUUAUGUAUUAAUUAUAAUGGAAAAGACACUAGAAACACUGAAAUUAGGUAGCUAAUUCUGUAUGACAUCCAGAUUAGACACUUGCUUGAAUUCACGGUCUUUCUCAAACUGAUGCCCUCCAAUUUUUUAAAAUGAUACUCAGUCAGCUCCAGUGCUUCUGUAAAAAGACUUUUCCCUGGGCCACGUUUCUGCUUGAUUAAAGUCACACUAAUGUUUGAAUGUAGCACCCUAGCAAACGUAGAAUAUGCACAAAAUGAGUCCAAUUAUUUAGGCUAUUUUUUAUUCUUAUUCUAUUUCAGUAUCCAAAUACCACUAUUUGCAAUAGCCAACCUAGAUGUUUCUGGCUUAGAAAGCAAGGUAUCCAAAUUUAGAAUAAACACAAACCACGUCUAAACAUUUUCUGCCCUCUUUAAAAUUCAAGAGGAGCUGGCCUGGUAGAUCUGAAGAUGGCCAGCGUGAAGCGAAGCAAGUGGAUUUAUUACUCAGGGUUGGAGAUUUAUUAAAAUGCCAUUUUUCAUCUAGCUUUCAGUUAGACAUCUGCUCUUGGCUGUGGCUGUCCCCUGUGGAGAAUCGGAAUAAGAAUGUAGCUUGAAUUAAUUAUACUAUCUUAUAGUCAUUUCUUUAUAUAUAGAUAUAGCAUUAUGUAUGUUUUCAGUUGUACAGUGUUCCUCUAGUAGUGGGAGACUCUUGUUAAGAUGCCAAUUUGUCGCCUGUUGGUAAUUAAUGAAUUUAUGCCUUGAUCAGAGGCAGUAGACUUAAGGAUGCGCACUGCUGUUUCCUUGUUCCCUACCUCUUUUCUCAGCUGAGAAAAGAGUACGGGAUCAUCUCAUCAGAAAAGUGCUUCCCAAACUUUUUC